Cryptomeria japonica (Japanese cedar) is the source of this 408-nucleotide messenger RNA. RefSeq names its product ethylene-responsive transcription factor 5-like. Gene Ontology annotation, molecular function: DNA-binding transcription factor activity; DNA binding. The coding region runs from base 1 to 408 and encodes 135 amino acids. Gene Ontology annotation, biological process: regulation of DNA-templated transcription. NCBI's taxonomy places the organism in Eukaryota, Viridiplantae, Streptophyta, Pinopsida, Cupressales, Cupressaceae. The transcript is spliced from 2 exons. The record is from RefSeq and is a predicted model, not a curated record.
AUGAGCACACCAACAGACGAGGAAAAGAGAAUGUUGAAUGCGAUUGGUCAGUUUCUGCUGGGGGAAGAAUACAUGACGACUGCCCCUGCGGAGGAACAACAAUCUUCUGAAGAAAGCGGGACAAGCUUUGCUUCGGAGGGAACUGGAAAUAAAAAGAAAGGAGGAGAGAAACAUUACAGGGGAGUGAUGUUCGUUGAGGCUCGCGCCGCCGUGGCAUAUGACCGUAAGGCUUUCAAAAUCCGUGGUUCAAGGGCUAUCCUCAAUUUCCCUCUCAAUGUUGAGUUCGGACAGUAUGUGGAUCCCUUUCCUCAAUCCCCUUCUUCACACACUCCAUCUAACAUACCCAGGAAAAGGAAGACGUACGGGAAAGAUGAAUGUCAAUCAUUCGAAGAAUUAGAUUCAUAUUAA